Penicillium antarcticum is the source of this 492-nucleotide messenger RNA. Its product is annotated as Fumarate lyase. The record is from RefSeq and is a predicted model, not a curated record. The coding region runs from base 1 to 492 and encodes 163 amino acids. The transcript has a single exon. NCBI's taxonomy places the organism in Eukaryota, Fungi, Ascomycota, Eurotiomycetes, Eurotiales, Aspergillaceae. Gene Ontology annotation, molecular function: catalytic activity.
AUGCGCUUCCCUGUACCCUCGGAUACAAGUGUGCUGUCUACCUGUCUAAUUUCCUUCGUCGAAAUCAAAGAGCGUUGCUUGCUUGUUCAAUUUGGUGGUGCCGUGGAAACCAUCGCGUCACUAAGAUCUGAUGAGACAGGUUUUCAGGUACGGGAGCAGCUAGCUGCAGAGCUUGGCUUGAAGAAUUCAGGUAUCAGUGGGCAUGUUGCCCGAGACAAAAUUGCUGAGAUUCUAUUUACCUUGGCUCUUGUGGUUAAUAAAUACGCUAAGGAAGAUCGCAUUGGACUUCAUGAUAAUGUUCUCGGACGAAUUGAACGAAGUAUCGAGGCCUUUGUUCCCCAUCGCGGGACCUCCUCAACUAUGCCGCAAAAGCGCAAUCAUAUUUCAAGCGAAGUGAUUCUUGCUACGUCCAAAAUGCUAUUUGCGAAUGCCUCGUUAAGCUUGGACGCAUUCAUAACUCACUUUGAGCGUGCCUCUGGCCUGGCAUCUUGA